AUGACCAACUUGGGUGGACCGCCUGUUCCAGCUCCACCAGGAAGAAUGCCUAUGGGACCUGGUGGCCCUGAUGGGCCACCUUCACCUGCUGUGAAGACUCGCAUGUGUAACAAGUACAACACUGCAGAAGGAUGUAAAUGGGGGAGCAAAUGCCACUUUGCUCAUGGAGAGAGGGAGCUUGGAAAGCCCCUGCAGAUGGACAACUCGAUGGGAGCUCCUCCUCCAAUGGGGCUAGGGCCCAACGGUCACUUCAUGCCACCGCCAAUGCCUCACCUAGACAUGGUUCCUCCCUCCACAUUCGGUGCUUCGGCCACAGCCAAGAUCAGUGUCGAUGCAUCCCUUGCUGGCGCCAUCAUUGGGAAGGGUGGUACCAACACAAAGCAUAUAUCCCGAGUGACUGGGGCCAAGUUAGCCAUCCGGGAUAAUGAGGCUGAUCCCAACCAUAAAAACAUUGAGCUCGAGGGAACAUUUGACCAGAUCAAGCACGCUAGCGCAAUGGUCACAGAGUUGAUUGUCCGCAUCAGUGGUAAGGCGCCUGGCCCACAAGCCAAGAAUAACCCAGGAGGCAGGGGGCCUGGUUCUCAUGCUGGGGGUCCUGGAAGCAACUUCAAGACCAAGUUGUGUGAGAACUUCAACAAAGGCUCCUGCACCUUUGGAGACAGGUGCCACUUUGCCCAUGGCGAAAGUGAGUUGCGCAAACCUGCUGCUGCUUGA
Molecule: messenger RNA, 714 nt
Organism: Miscanthus lutarioriparius
Lineage: Eukaryota; Viridiplantae; Streptophyta; Magnoliopsida; Poales; Poaceae
Source: the annotation of a GenBank genome assembly